AAGCUGCGAACCGGGGAAGUUGUGAGCGGUGGAAUCCGACUGGAUGAGGGACUGGCUGCGGCGCGAUUGAACUCGCAGUGCUGUUUUUCUGGGUCUGCUGUGCUUUGCUCAGUUUAAAUCAAACUUCAUGUUACGCCACGACUUCUGCAGAGUUGUCUGUCUUGAGUUCUCCGUUCCUGCUCGGUUCCUGCUCGGUCCUGCUGGGUUGCUAGGGGAGCUGUGUGGUUGUUCCACGUUUGGAGGUGGGGCAGGGUUCCUGUCCUCUGUAGCAGCCGCUGUCCUGUAACACCUGCCACAUUUCACUUGUUCUUCACACUUCGAAUAGGAAUUUAAAUCGUGCUUUCUACAAUGUUUGGAAAAAUAGGAAAGAUGUUAUAACAUGAACCCGAACUACUGAUGAUACAUGUAUAACUCUUUUGCUAGGCCAAGAAAUGAAAGCAGCGUUUUCUUGCUUAGUAGUUACGUUGAAUGCAGACUGAGUGUACAGACCCUCCAUGUGAUUAGCCAUUUUGGUUUGGUGAUUUGAAAGACAUAAAUGGCUUAGACUGUUUUGUACCUAAGAAACCACUUUCCAAUUAUUAUUGCUCACUUAAAUGAGCAGCAUAAAAUGGACCCUGAAAUAGGCAGACAGCAAAUAUGGGGGUUCUGGCAGUGCUGUAACCCCAUCGUUUUACAAGUGCCCUGAAAUGCAUGGAUCAUCAUUUGCACAGAGUCUCCUCUGGGAAACCGGAUUACAGGAGAGUCCCUUUGUAGCUUUUUUGUUGGGCUGGAACACCUGGUUAUACAGGUGUCAGAUGGUAACUGAUUCAUGUUGUCCUAAAUCUAUGUGAUGAGCCACAUUAUGAUGGAAUUCUGCUAUACUUCUGUUUCCCCUUGAACUUUAGCAUUUUCCUUUAGUGACAGUGGAGCAGUGGAGUUAAUCUUUUGGCACCCUCAGCCCCCAUUUACGGUGUCUAUUCUUGAGUAAUGUAACCCAAAUUGCAUUUACAUGGUAACCCACAUUGUUUUUUUAAAGUUAAAUUCUUUGCAACAGAAUGAUGAUUAUAAUUGAAAAUACAUUAAACUUGAUGCAUUACCUUUUAAUUUUGUAGAAAUAUGUCUUAUAUAGUUGUUGGGACUGAUCUUGUGUCACCCAGACAGACUCUUGAGAACAGGAGCUUGUUUUCUUUAUCUUUCAUUCAGCCUCUCAAGUUAGCUACAGUGUUGCUCGUUUCUUCCAGGUGACAUUUAUUUCUCAGUGUUUACGACCGUGACUGUGCUGACGAAUGUCUUGGCAGCAGCGGCGAGAGCCGUAGGAAAUGAGCCGCCAGACUGCAACAGCUUUACCCACGGGAACGUCAAAGUGCACGCCGUCCCAGAGGGUGCCCGCCCUCACCGGCACAACCGCGUCCAACAAUGACUUGGCGAGUCUUUUCGAGUGUCCGGUCUGCUUCGACUACGUGUUACCACCCAUUCUGCAGUGUCAGAGUGGCCAUCUUGUUUGUAGCAACUGUCGCCCGAAGCUCACAUGCUGUCCAACUUGCCGGGGCCCCCUGGGGUCCAUCCGCAACUUGGCUAUGGAGAAAGUGGCCAAUUCAGUACUUUUCCCUUGUAAAUAUGCCUCUUCCGGAUGUGAAAUAACCCUGCCACACACAGAAAAAGCAGACCACGAAGAGCUCUGUGAGUUCAGGCCUUACUCCUGCCCGUGCCCCGGCGCUUCCUGCAAGUGGCAAGGCUCCUUGGAUGCGGUCAUGCCGCACCUGAUGCAUCAGCACAAGUCCAUCACCACCCUGCAGGGAGAGGAUAUCGUGUUCCUUGCCACGGACAUAAACCUGCCGGGCGCCGUGGACUGGGUGAUGAUGCAGUCCUGCUUCGGCUUUCACUUCAUGCUAGUCUUGGAGAAACAGGAAAAGUACGACGGUCACCAGCAGUUCUUUGCAAUUGUACAGCUGAUAGGAACACGCAAGCAAGCCGAGAAUUUUGCAUAUCGACUUGAGCUAAAUGGUCAUAGGCGGCGAUUGACUUGGGAAGCCACGCCUCGCUCUAUUCACGAGGGCAUCGCGACAGCCAUUAUGAAUAGUGACUGUCUAGUCUUUGACACCAGCAUUGCACAGCUUUUUGCAGAAAAUGGCAAUUUAGGCAUCAAUGUAACUAUUUCCAUGUGUUGAAAUGGCAAUCAAACGUUUUCUGGCCAGUGUUUAGAACCAUUGCUUUCAGUUUCACAGAGAAUAGGCUCCGUCUCGCCUGCCAGCCUGAACUGUUGGUAGGUGGAAGCUAGACGCGCGAAGGUAAAUAAACGGAAAGGCUGUUAAAUACGGGAAGCAGUUGCAUGUAGUAACACUAAUAUAUUUAAAAAUAAGUCAACAGUAAACCACUGAAAAAAAUAUAUAUAUACACCCAGGAUGGGCAUCUUUUGUAUUAAGAAAGGAAGCAUUGUAAAAUAAUUCUGAAUUUGUGUUUGUUAUAGACUGAGUGUACUGUUGGAAAAUACUGGGUUUUUGUGUUUUGUUUCUGUUCUGUUUUUGCGUGUGUGGGCGUGUGUGUGCGAGCGCGCGUGCGUGUGUGUGGAUUUUUUUCCUUGAACUGACAAGCCAUGUGGGGUGGUCUUGGACCACUGCUUUUCCCUGUUGUGAGUCGGUACAUAGUGCUGCUCUGUGUGUAUAUUUUUUGUGUGUAUUUGCUAAUUUUUAUUAAUUCUAGUUUUUCAUUAAAUAAAUUUGACUUUCUUUUCUGUAAUUCAGGCUUUUCCUCACCUUUUUUUGUACCUUUUAAAAGUUAGUGUCUUUUUGAUAUGCAUAAUUGUUUAUGGUAAAGCUUAUACAUAUGUGUUCCAUACAUAUUUUCUUUCUCCCUAUUAAUCAGUUCAUUAGAAAUAUUUUAAAUUCAGCUAUUUUGUGAAGGUAAGAGUUCCAGAAGGGAAAGGUAAUAUUGGAAGAAUUUUCAGAAGCUAUUUAAAGCAGCUGUAAGAUGGUCGGUCUGUCUCUUGUGUGCUCGUGGGCGCUUUCUCCCCCCCCGCCCCCCAUCUCUCCCUCCCUCCCGAGCCUCCCCACCCCCUUCUCCAGUUGAGUCACACCUUCAGACUUACUCAUUGAAAGUUUAGGGUAUACUGAUUUUUUUUUUAAAUGUCGAAAAAAAAAUCAGGCUCUUUUUUUCCCCCACAUAUCUUGGACAAAUCACAUAUGUUUAAAAUUUGUUCUUGUAUUUAUUGGUUUUGCAAAAGAAGGCAUCGUCUUACACAGUAUUUGUAAUUAAAAGCAAAUCAUUUGUUUAAAAAAGGCAGUUUGCAAAAAAAAUGUUUUUGGUCUUUUAUAAUUCUCAUUAAAAGAAUAUCUGGCAAAUUAAAAA
Messenger RNA from Pteropus alecto (black flying fox), 3324 nucleotides. RefSeq names its product siah E3 ubiquitin protein ligase 1 (gene SIAH1). Gene Ontology annotation, molecular function: ubiquitin protein ligase activity; zinc ion binding; ubiquitin conjugating enzyme binding. Bases 1299 to 2147 code for a protein of 282 amino acids. The record is from RefSeq and is a predicted model, not a curated record. Gene Ontology annotation, biological process: multicellular organism development; proteasome-mediated ubiquitin-dependent protein catabolic process. The transcript has 2 exons. Lineage: Eukaryota; Metazoa; Chordata; Mammalia; Chiroptera; Pteropodidae. Gene Ontology annotation, cellular component: cytoplasm.